Micropterus salmoides (largemouth bass) is the source of this 531-nucleotide messenger RNA. Its product is annotated as GRIP and coiled-coil domain-containing protein 1-like. The record is from RefSeq and is a predicted model, not a curated record. NCBI's taxonomy places the organism in Eukaryota, Metazoa, Chordata, Actinopteri, Centrarchiformes, Centrarchidae. The annotation marks the transcript as partial. The transcript has 2 exons.
GUGGUCUGUAACUGCUGACAGCUUUGGACCAGAAACCAACAAACCCAGUAUGAUGAUGGGUCCUAGAUGAACCAGUUCCGAUCCUGCAUAAUGAUGGAUCCAGUCUAAUCUUACCCUCGUAGACCGUCAGUCUGGCCUGACCUUGGUAGACCAAUUGGAGUAAUGGAGAAGUUUGGGAUGAGUUUCGGGGGCGGUCCCAGCAGGAAGGAUUUGCUGGACACCAUUGAGUCCCAGAAGAAGCAGCUAGUCCAAUACCAGACCCGCUUCAAAGAUGUGGUCCAGGCCUAUAAGAGUCUCCUGAAGGAGAAGGAGGCUCUGGAGGCCAGCCUGAAGGUCCUAUCGGUGACCCAGGAGGUGGACCUGAAUCAGCAGGUCCAGGACACCACUGCCUCAGACCUCCAGGACGGCUGCUCAGUGUAUAGCGAGGACAGCGUGGACACGGCAGCAUCUGUGGAGACGCCCAGUGACACCGCCAGAGGGGACCAGAGUGAAGAGGACCAGGGAGAACCGGGAGGAAAAUCCAGCUCAAUG